Messenger RNA from Trifolium pratense (red clover), 1486 nucleotides. Its product is annotated as purine permease 3-like. The transcript is spliced from 2 exons. The record is from RefSeq and is a predicted model, not a curated record. Gene Ontology annotation, cellular component: membrane. Gene Ontology annotation, molecular function: purine nucleoside transmembrane transporter activity. Bases 140 to 1261 code for a protein of 373 amino acids. Lineage: Eukaryota; Viridiplantae; Streptophyta; Magnoliopsida; Fabales; Fabaceae.
ACUGAAUAAACAACAAACACCUUCAAAAAAAACAAACACCAUCAAGUUUCAUUCAUUACUAGUAUUAAACAAUCACACAAACCAAAGUACUCACAAAAAAACAAAAAAAGAAAACACAGAACUUACACUCACAGAAAAAAUGGCAGAAUCAAAAGAAGAAAAAUCAGAGAGAAAAAUGAAGAAAUUUCUUCUCAUAGUUAAUUGCUUAAUCUUAGCCUUAGGAAAUACCGGUGGGCCCCUCAUGAUGCGUCUUUACUUCAUCCACGGCGGCAAACGCGUCUGGCUUUCCGCUGGUCUUGAAACCGCCGGUUUCCCCUUAAUGCUCUUCCCUCUAAUUUUUUCAUACAUCAAACGCCGCCGUAUCAACCACCGUCCACCACCGUCAACCACCACCGUGAUCACCACCGAAACCACCACCACAAAAUUAAACAUAAUCUCAAUGAAACUUCCUUUAUUUUUCGCCGCGGCUUUCAUCGGAAUUCUUACCGGUCUCGACGAUUAUCUCUACGCAUUCGGCGUUGCUCGGCUACCGAUCUCUACUUCGGCUUUAAUUAUCGCUUCUCAGCUUGGUUUUACGGCGAUUUUCGCUUUUAUUCUUGUGAAACAGAAAUUUACAGCUUUUACUGUAAACGCUGUAUUUUUGCUUACGAUUGGAGCUGGUGUUUUGGCCAUGCAUACGAGUAGUGAUCGACCUGCUGGUGUUUCUGUUAGACAAUAUGUUAUUGGUUUUCUUACUACUGUUGCUGCUUCUGCAUUAUAUGGAUUUGUUUUGCCUUUGAUUGAAUUGGUUUAUAAGAAAACCAAACAGCCCCUAACUUAUUCUCUUGUUAUGGAAAUUCAGUUUGUUAUGUGUUUAUUUGCUACUCUCUUUUGCGUCGUUGGCAUGAUUGUAAACAAUGACUUUAAGGUGAUACCAAGGGAAGCAAGUAAUUUUGAUCUUGGAGAAACAACAUACUAUGUGGUGUUGGUGAUGAAUGCAAUAAUGUGGCAAGCAUUUUUUUUGGGAGCAAUUGGGGUUGUUUUUUGUGCUUCCUCGUUAUUGUCGGGUAUUUUAAUUGCUGUGUUGUUGCCACUAACGGAAGUGUUGGCAGUUAUUUUCUAUAAAGAAAGUUUCAAAGUUGAAAAAGGGGUAUCUCUUGUACUUUCACUUUGGGGAUUUGUUUCUUAUUUUUAUGGUGAGAUUAAACAAGCUAAGAAACAGAAGAAACGUGUUUUAGAAACAGAAUUAGGUCAAACCAUUGAUGUAGUAUCUGCUCCUUGAAUAUUGCAAUGCAUAGGUCAUGAAAGUGUGUUUGUGUUUUUAUUUGAAUCAAGCAAAAGGCUUUUUUAGUUAGAUGUAUUUUUAGAAUGGAACAUGCGGGUGUAAACUAGUGUAAUAGUAGUAAUAUUUGAGGUUUUUUUUUUUUUUUUACAGUAGUUAUUUUUAGAAUAUGAUUACAAUAUUUGUAAUAUGACGUGAUAAUCCUUAGUUUGAACUGUGGGUUUA